AUGGCGACCAAGGAGCUCAAAAAGUACACGCGCGAGGAGGUUGAGAAGCACAACACCGACGAAAGCUUAUGGAUCAUCAUCGACUCCAAAGUGUAUGACAUCACGCGCUUCAGGAAUAUGCACCCUGGAGGAGUGUCUGUUUUCUAUGACGAGGAUAUUCCGGGCGGAGACGCGACCGAAGCAUUCUACGGCCUCCACCGACAUGAGGUCCUUGAGCGGCCUCAGUACAAACGGCUCCAAAUUGGCGUGAUCGAGGGAGAGGAACCGCAGGUCGAGGGUCGCAUACCAGGUGCGAUCAGCAAGGUGCCGUACGCUGAGCCAUCGUGGCUGGCAGAGGGGUACUACAGCCCGUACUAUAAGGAGAGCCACCGCAAGCUGCAGAGAGCCGUCCGCGAGUUCGUCGACUCCGUCAUCUGGCCCGACGCUCAGAUGCACGAGUUGGACGGCAAGCGGCCAUCUCAAAGCGUGCUGGACAAGAUGGCCGAGCUGGAGUUGCAUGCUAUGCGUAUGGGCCCUGGAAAGCAUCUGAAAGGGCGCACCUUGAUGGGUGGUAUCAUAACACCUGAGGAGUUUGACUACUUCCACGAACUCAUCAUCACCCAAGAGAUCAGCCGCUGCGGGGCGCGCGGAUACGGUGACGGCCUCUUGUCAGGAUGCGUCAUCGGUCUUCCUCCUGUCCUCAAUUUCGGCUCUCCCGAGCUCAAGGCGCGCAUCGUUCCUGAUGUCCUGAAAGGGAAGAAAUUCAUUUCGUUGGCCGUCUCAGAGGCGUACGCGGGUAGCGAUGUCUUUGGCCUCCAGACCACGGCAACCAAGACCGAGGAUGGUAAACACUGGAUCAUCUCCGGUACCAAGAAGUGGAUCACAAACGGAACGUUCUCCGACUACUUUACUGUUGGCUGUCGGACUGAGGACGGUUUCACCGUGAUCCUGGUCGAGCGCGGCGAGGGUGUAGAGACCAAACCGAUCAAGACUUCUUACUCCUCAGCAGCAGGAACCGCGUACGUCACGUUUGACAAGGUCAAGGUCCCGGUUGAGAACACCCUGGGUGAGGAGGGCGGAGGAAUCUUCGUUAUGUUGAGCAACUUCAACCACGAGCGAUGGGUCUUGUGCUGCUCGUCCGCUCGCAGCCAACGUGCCAUCGUCGAGGAGUGCCUGAAGUGGGUGAACCAGCGUAAGGCGUUCGGUCGGCCGCUUCACUCGCUGGCCGUCAUCCGGUCCAAGCUUGCAGGAAUGAUCGCCCGUACGGAGAGUGUGCACAACUGGCUCGAGAGCGUCACGUACCAGAUGUGCAAUAUGUCCUACAAGGAGCAGGCAAAUAGGCUCGCAGGACAGAUCGCCUUCCUCAAGACGCACUCUACACGCAGUGGUCAAGAGACUGCGAAAGACGCUGUGCAGCUAUUCGGCGGUCGUGGUAUCACCCAAACUGGCAUGGGUCAGUUCAUUGAACACAAUUACCGCACAAUCACCUUCGACGCGCUACUUGGCGGCGCGGAGGAUGUCUUGGCAGACCUUGGUGUCCGCCAGGCAAUGCGGGCAAUGCCUCCAGAGGCAAAGCUCUAA
Molecule: messenger RNA, 1560 nt
Organism: Epithele typhae
Lineage: Eukaryota; Fungi; Basidiomycota; Agaricomycetes; Polyporales; Epitheliaceae
Product: peroxisomal acyl-CoA-dehydrogenase
Exons: 11
Coding region: 1-1560 (519 amino acids)
Molecular function (GO): flavin adenine dinucleotide binding; acyl-CoA dehydrogenase activity
Source: RefSeq, a predicted model, not a curated record